Molecule: messenger RNA, 413 nt
Organism: Musca vetustissima
Lineage: Eukaryota; Metazoa; Arthropoda; Insecta; Diptera; Muscidae
Product: polyadenylate-binding protein-interacting protein 2B-like
Exons: 2
Coding region: 33-413 (126 amino acids)
Biological process (GO): negative regulation of translational initiation
Cellular component (GO): cytoplasm
Molecular function (GO): mRNA regulatory element binding translation repressor activity
Source: RefSeq, a predicted model, not a curated record
CUCUCCUUUGUUGCAGUUUUUUUGUUUUCAAAAUGCUGAUGAAAAUCCCCUCAAGUGAUUGGUCCGAUCAAUUCGAACACUAUGUCAUAGAAGAGGAAUCCGAUACAGAUUUAGAUGACUUGGAACCAGAUUUUUCCGAAUAUUUAUGGAUGGAAAAUGAAGAGGAAUUCGAUAAAACUGAAUUACAACGCCUGGAAGACGAAGAACUUAUGAACGAAUGUAUAGACGCUAUGCUCGACGAUGAGCUAGAAGAACAGAUCAAUGAAUGGGAAAAGGUGAAAAACGAAGAAUUAAGUGCAGCCCUAUCGUCGUUGGCUGUCAGCGAAUGUAAUGUGGCGAAUUCAUUGUUAAAUCCUCUGGCAGCUGAAUUUAUACCACAAAGUCAUCUAAUUAUUGAUCUGGGAUCAUCAUAA